Messenger RNA from Solenopsis invicta (red fire ant), 1283 nucleotides. RefSeq lists its product as uncharacterized. The transcript has 2 exons. Bases 517 to 1182 code for a protein of 221 amino acids. The record is from RefSeq and is a predicted model, not a curated record. NCBI's taxonomy places the organism in Eukaryota, Metazoa, Arthropoda, Insecta, Hymenoptera, Formicidae.
UAUUUUAAAAGAAACAUAGUUCCUUGUUAUAAAAUAAUAUAUUUUUAAUUUUCCAUUGUUUAGAAUAGUAGGAAGACUAGGCCGGUUCUAACUCAGGGGCAAUGAGGGGGGGUGAGGGGCGAGGGGAGAAUGUAGGCGCGGGGGUAUUGGUCAAUGAAUAAGAAUUCUUUCGUUUUGUACAUUGAUUCGAAUCUCUUACAUGAUUUGUCAUAUGUGGAUAUGGAAAUAACAAUCCAUUACCUUUGCUGUCACUUUUAACUAAAAUUAUACUCAAUGGAUGGAUUCCCAUAUUUUUCAAUUCACAGUAAAGCUGAAAAAAAAACAACUAUUAGGAAGCAAUAUAAUUAUUGUUACAAAAGCAUUAAUAAAUGUAAAUAUACCUUAUGGUAAUUAUUUUAUCAUCGUCAUAGUUAAAAUAUGAUUCUAUUGUGAAAACUAUUGUCUUCUCUUAAGAAAUUUUCGACAGGACUGCGUUGCGGGGAUGAUUUUCUUUUGUUUCAUCGCGACUUUAAUUUCAUGUAUCUAAUUGGGCACCUCUCGACGAGCGUUGCGGAAGAAUCAAGACAUCAAGGUUAUCAAGGGACGCUAGCGACCACGAAGGAAAACGGAAGCUGUCGUCCAGGGCCGACGCGUUCGAGAACACUGACAAAGAAGAAGCGAGAGCUUUACAAGGCGAACAAGCGCUCCGUAUACGAGGCUCGCGAACGGGAAAAAAUUGUACGGGCAGGUUGGAGCGGACGAACGGCUAGGACAAGGGCCAUUGAAUGUCGGCUGGCCUGCUGGAUAAACGGACGAAAAUCGACGAGAUCGAAAACUAGAAUAAUUCGCUCCGUGAAUGUAGUGCGGGAAUCUACCAAGAUAUCGGCCACUGGCGGGGACCGCGCGAUACCCGCGGAGAUCCGUCAUAAUACGGGCGUGACGUCGCGUCAGGAUAACGGCGGACGUCAAUUGGCCGCGCACAUACGCGGCAGAAUACGCGCACGCCCGUGGGUACUGUGGGUAGGGCAGGGUAGGGCGCGCCCAUCGAUCCCGCAAUUUCCGCAUCGAGCGCGAUCCUUACCACAGUCCUUCGAGUUUUCGUUGUUGUGUAUGAGUGUUGUGUGGCAAACGAGUGCCCGGACGAUCUCUCUCCCGACAAUCUUCCACAGGACGAGGAGCAGCGAGGCGGUGUCGGCGAGGUGAUCCUCUCUCGACCACUUUUGUCAUAAGGACGUUAGUUAUCCUAAUAUUGAAAAGAAGCCACCAAGGACAAGGUCUGAAUCGAAGAGCGCAGUUACUGGGAC